AUUUAAGGUCGUUUAUUUUAUUCAUUAACCCUACUAAAACAACAACCAUCUACCAAUAUCCUCAUUCCGCCGCCGCCGCCGUGAGAAAUGAAGCUCCCUGCUCUCUCCCUCCACCACAACCACCUCACUACUCCCUUCCUCCACAAAACCACCACGCUCCCCGUUUCCCGCUCUGCCCCCUUCGCCGUCCGCAUGUCCCUCCGCGAGGACGGCCCCUCCGUCGCCAUCGUCGGAGUCACCGGUGCCGUCGGCCAGGAGUUCCUCUCCGUCAUUUCUGACAGAGACUUCCCCUACCGCUCCCUCAAGCUACUCGCCUCCAAGCGCUCCGCCGGCAAAUCGGUCAAUUACGAAAAUCGCGAUUACGUCGUUGAGGAAUUGACGGAGAACAGCUUCGAUGAUGUCGACAUUGCCCUGUUCAGCGCUGGAGGUAGCAUAAGCAAGAAGUUUGGCCCGAUUGCGGCGGGGAAGGGCACCAUUGUGGUGGAUAACAGCUCAGCGUUCAGGAUGGACGAGGGGGUUCCGCUCGUGAUACCGGAGGUUAAUCCGGAGGCUAUGGAGGGAAUCAAGCUCAGGAGUGGGAAAGGGGCGCUCAUUGCCAAUCCCAAUUGUUCCACAAUUAUUUGUCUCAUGGCUGCCACGCCCUUGCAUCGUCGUGCAAAUGUAAUUCGUAUGGUCGUCAGUACAUACCAGGCCGCAAGUGGUGCAGGUGCCGCAGCAAUGGAGGAGCUGGAACUGCAGACUCGUGAGGUACUGGAAGGAAAAGAGCCCACCUGUAACAUCUUUAGGCAGCAGUAUGCCUUCAAUUUGUUCUCACAUAAUGCACCCAUUCUUUCAAAUGGAUACAAUGAAGAGGAGAUGAAACUAGUGAAAGAGACAAGGAAGAUAUGGAACAAUAAGGAUGUCAAAGUUACUGCCACCUGUAUUCGAGUACCUGUCAUGCGUGCUCAUGCUGAGAGUGUGAAUCUUCAAUUUGCGACGCCUCUAGAUGAGGCUGCGGCAAGGGAGAUUCUGAGCAAUGCCCCUGGUGUAGUGGUGAUUGAUGAUCGUUCAGCGAACAACUUCCCCACACCACUAGAAGUUUCUAACAAAGAUGAUGUUGCAGUAGGAAGAAUACGACAAGAUGUGUCUCAAGAAGGGAACUACGGGUUGGACAUUUUUGUUUGUGGAGAUCAAAUACGCAAGGGUGCUGCACUAAAUGCCGUCCAGAUUGCUGAAUUGUUGCUGUAGAAUUGUACUUGUAUUUGUUUUACUAAAUUAUGGUGAGAAAUUUUGUAUGUUGAUUAACUUCUUCGGCUAUGUAGCAAAAACUCCUGUGUUUUGUAGUUUACUGCCUUAUUUUUUUUCAAUAAAACGGAGUAUUUUGGUUUGGGAAA
Molecule: messenger RNA, 1373 nt
Organism: Salvia hispanica
Lineage: Eukaryota; Viridiplantae; Streptophyta; Magnoliopsida; Lamiales; Lamiaceae
Biological process (GO): L-threonine biosynthetic process
Molecular function (GO): NADP binding; aspartate-semialdehyde dehydrogenase (NADP+) activity; protein dimerization activity
Source: RefSeq, a predicted model, not a curated record